GGGAGGCGGACCCACUUGGUGGCAGGUGGGUGCGGCCGGCGGGUGCCUGGGCAGCGGCAGGGCAGCCGCGGCAGCAGUGGCGGCAGCAGCAAGUGGUUGGGCUGCGCAUUUCCUUCCCUCCCCCUUGGCCCGGCCCCGCGGUGCCCAGUGUGCGGCGCCCGCGGCUGCUGGGUCCUGCGCGCCUCCCCGCAGCCACGGGCCGCUCCCUUCCCCGCCCGCCCGCCCAUGUCCCUGCCCGUGGUGCUCCCGGGCUCCUGCUGCCCGGUGGCCGGGCUCUCAGGCGGGCCGCAGGCCGGGGGCCCGGGCGCCACGGCCACCGCUGCCCAGGAGCCACCGCUGCCUCCCUUGCGGCCACGCUGGCCCCGGGCCGCGCUGCAGCCCCCGGUGCGGUCUCGCUGCUCGGCCACCGCCGCCGGGGUGCUGGCCGUGCCGCCCGCGCUCUCCUCCCGCCGGGCCGCCGCCGUCACCCCGAGCUCCGCGCUGCUCCCCGGCCGUCCACUGCUGUCGCUCGGGCUGCUGCAGCUGAUCCUGGGGUGCUGCAUGGUGGCACUCAGCUUCGGGGCGCUGUCGCUGAGCAGCUCCCCGCAGGUGAAGAACUCGUGCCCGUUCUGGGCCGGCUCCUCGGUGAUACUCUCUGGAAUCAUAGGAUUAACAACUUGGAAACGGCCUAUGAUACUCCUGGUCAACCUCUUCGUGCUGCUCUCUGUGGUGUGUGUCCUCUUAAAUCUCGCCGGGUUUAUCCUGGGCUGCCAAGGGGCCCAGUUCGUGUCCAGCGUGCCCAGGUGUGAUUUGGUGGACUUAGGUGAAGGCAAGAUUUGCUUCUGUUGUGAAGAAUUUCAGCCAGCCAAAUGCACAGACAAAGAAAAUGUCUUGAAACUCUUCCCGGUUCAGCCUUGUAGCGCGGUUCACCUUCUACUUAAGAAAGUCCUUUUUGCCCUGUGUGCCUUGAACGCCCUGACCACCACCGUCUGCUUGGUGGCCGCCGCCCUGCGCUACGUCCAGAUCUUUGCCGCCAGGAGGUCCUGCAGCGAUGAAUCCCAGAUUUCUGCCGAGGAAGUGGAAGAACAGGGACGCAUCCCAGACCCCGACGACUUCGUGCCACCGGUGCCGCCCCCUUCCUAUUUCGCCACGUUCUACUCGUGCACACCCCGGAUGAACCGCAGGAUGGUUGGUCCCGACGUGAUCCCACUGUCGCAUAUCUAUGGAGCGAGAAUCAAAGGCGUGGAGGUGUUCUGUCCUCUGGACCCGCCGCCUCCGUACGAAGCUGUGGUGAACGAGACAGAACGGGAGCAGACGUCUUCAUUCCAAAUAUCAGAGGGGUCAGAAGCCGCCACCAGCCCGAUGGAACCGAUCGGCGUGCCGGUGACUCACGAUGGGAACAUUCCUAACACACCUGGGGAAGAAAGCGCAUCCACUUCAGUUGCCAACUCAGACCAGCCACAUCCCGGGAGCAGCCGGAGAGCCCUCCAGCCCACGAUGACAAGGUCGAAGAGUGACCCUGUGUUCCAUCCUUCCGCAGAGCGAGCCGCUCCCGUGCUCAGCUGCGAAGCUGCCACGCAGACGGAGGGGAGACCGGAUCUGGCGGCGGUGACGCUGAGGCGGGGCCUGCGACCCAGAGCUGCCAGGUGCAGGCCGCAGUCUCUGAUAGACUACAAGUCGUACAUCGACACCAAGCUGCUGGUGGCCAGGUUCCUGGAGCAGUCCUCCUGCGCCAUGACGCCCGACAUCCACGAACUGGUGGAAAACAUCAAGUCGGUUCUGAAGUCCGACGAGGAGCACAUGGAGGAGGCCAUCACUAGUGCCAGCUUCCUAGAACAGAUAAUGGCCCCCUUGCAGCCCAGCCCCCCCAGGGCCCACCUGCCGCCCUCGCGGAGACAGCCCGGCGUGCUGCACCUGUGGAGCUGCGGGGACCUGAGCACCUUCGUGGCGGCCGGGAGGCCGAGAGUGGAGAGGAGGCCCCGGCGGGCGGCUGAGCGGCCACACAGCCUCAUCGGUGUCAUUCGCGAGACUGUCCUGUGAACCUCAGGAGCAGGAAGGAAAGACCCCCUCCUCACCAUGCAGUGUCCAGGGUGGGGGUGGGGGUCCCCCUCUGGGAACUGCUCUAAAAGGGGGGCCCUUCAGAGGACCUCACUCUAUGGCUCACCUUUCUGCUGGCCUAGGGUUCUUCCGGGCUCCUUUGGGUUUGGAUGCAUCAGGUUGGAGGCUGUGAAGGCAGCGUCCCUCUCCCCCUCUGCUGGCCCCGCCCCGCAGUGGGUUAAUGAAUCUUGGCCCACACACCACCUUGUGGCUCUCUUCCUCGUCCAGCCCUGUCACUGGGGCAGGUCUGCUGGGCUGCUGUUGAUAGACGCUGCGGCCACGCGCUGCUCCGUGAGAGAGGAAUUGGCACGCCACCCAGUGGGAUCGGCCGCAACCCAGGCAUGUGCGCUGACUGGGAAUCGAACCGUGACCUCCUGGUUCGUAGGCCGACGCUCAACCACUGAGCCACGCCAGCCGGGCUGGUGUGAAGCACGAAUGAUCAACCCCAUGCUCUAAUCAUCAAGUCCCUGCAUAGAUUGCCCUGCAAUCACUCUCUUUAGGAAAAACAGGGAACUUUUUCACUGACAAAUCGUAAUGAGAGACAUUCAGGGGGAGUAUUCUUGUUGAUUCCAUUUACUCAUGCUUGCAAAACUAGAGAUGGCUAAGGCAGAACUGAGAAUAAAAUGUCUACUUUGGACCUCUGG
Molecule: messenger RNA, 2720 nt
Organism: Myotis daubentonii (Daubenton's bat)
Lineage: Eukaryota; Metazoa; Chordata; Mammalia; Chiroptera; Vespertilionidae
Gene: ENTREP1
Product: endosomal transmembrane epsin interactor 1
Cellular component (GO): membrane
Source: RefSeq, a predicted model, not a curated record